Messenger RNA from Miscanthus lutarioriparius, 912 nucleotides. Lineage: Eukaryota; Viridiplantae; Streptophyta; Magnoliopsida; Poales; Poaceae. The record is from the annotation of a GenBank genome assembly.
AUGGGCGGCUUCGCUGGUCGGGUGUCCGCGCUGCUCUUCCUCCUGGUCGCCGCCGCUGUAGCAACCGACCAGAUCUUCACCAGUUCAGGUGUGCCAUUUGGGCGGAGUUCGCGUGAGCCAAGGUACCGCGUCGAAUUCCACCCUAUUGAUUCACCGUUCCAUCCGGAGAAUGGUCAGGAAUCGGUACCAAUGGCUAACCAUGAGGGGAAACAUUAUAAGUGCUUUCUACCAGUUGAAGACACCAAAACCAUGAAGUCAAUGCUCCCACAAAAUGCAACUAAUUCUUUAAUAGAAAGUGAAAGGAAAAUUAAGCCAAAGGAGCCAGAUGAAUUACUUGAGAUUCUCAAGGAUCAGUGUUUCUACAGGCAUGAAGGUUGGUGGUCCUAUGAAUUCUGUUAUCAUGGGAAAAUGAGACAGGUCCAUGUAGACAAUGACAAGGCUAUUCAAGAAUUUGUUCUAGGCGAAUUCGAUGAUGACGCCACUGCUGCAUACCAUGAAAAUAGCACCUCUGAGUUAGCUGACGAUGUUCAUCACGUGAAAGAUAUAUCUAAGAGGUAUCAUGUUCACUUGAAUACAAAUGGGACUGUAUGUGAUCUCACAGAAAUUCCCCGGGAGACAGAGGUUAGAUUUGUCUGCUCGGGGCCUACUGUACCGAUUAGUUCAGUCAAGGAGAUCUCUUCCUGCAAAUAUGUUGUAACAAUUCAGAGUCCGAUGCUUUGCAAAAACCCUUUGUUCCAGCAAGAAAAACGAACCCUCUCCAUCCACUGCAAUGAGUUGCCUGCUAAAACAGAAUCCAGUAUGGAGGAUGACUCGCUUCCAAAAGAAGCGCAGAUUUCCAUCAUUCCCGAUCAGGAUGAGCUACAUGAUUUCCCAGCUUAUGCUACAUUAUGUCCCUCCAAUAAUUAUGUCUGA